Aaosphaeria arxii CBS 175.79 is the source of this 2943-nucleotide messenger RNA. RefSeq names its product SPO22-domain-containing protein. The transcript has 16 exons. The record is from RefSeq and is a predicted model, not a curated record. Gene Ontology annotation, biological process: meiotic cell cycle; regulation of synaptonemal complex assembly. Gene Ontology annotation, molecular function: protein binding. NCBI's taxonomy places the organism in Eukaryota, Fungi, Ascomycota, Dothideomycetes, Pleosporales. The coding region runs from base 1 to 2943 and encodes 980 amino acids.
AUGCCACCAAAUCGUUCGGCCAAAGCUGAACGCGAUAGAAAAGUCAUUUCCCUUUUAUCAUUUGCAUCAACGCUCGAACAUCGAUUCAAUACUCUCCGCGAUGCCUCGCUUGUGUCUGACCUGCAGAGUCAAGUCAAUGGCCUUCCGCUGACCUCGUCGCCUUCCGCCACCGCACAACAAGACGAGCUAGACCGACUAGGCACAGAGCUCUGGAACCUCUCCACACGUACACGAGAUGAUGGGCCGCCUCCCAAUGGAAAUAGAAAGGACGAUACACAAACCUCAAAGCGAGCUUCAUGCCUUUUACGCGUCUUCGCUUUCUUCCUUCUGGAUUCUGCAAGCGCUCACUCUACCAAAGCUCACGAGCGAAAGAGCUGUAUCCGGCUUACCAAAGUUGCCGUCAAAGCUGCUAAAAAGUGUAUCGAUAGCAAUGACUUGAUGCUUGCUACAAAGGUUCUUGAACGAGCAGCGGAUUAUCAUGAUGGCCUGGACAAAUCCCUUCAGAGUGAGGUUGAAGAGGAAGCAGGCAUAGCAAGGCGGCUACGGGUGGAAUAUAUUGCGGUCAGAAUGGCUUUGGCAUGGCGUCAAGACCGCAUGGAUAGCGCAGAGCAUUUAUUUGCCAAUAUGAGAAAAUCUUGCAUCAAUCUUGAUAAUCUCAUGACAGAGAGUGUGGCGGAUCUGCUUUACGAGAUGGGAAAGAGCUUACUGGAGAAGAGAAAAUACGAAGGAUCAAUCAUAUGGCUGGAGCGAGCGUUCGACGUACUCUCGGAGAAAGAGAUUGGGUAUCUGAGUUCAGAAGCAGGCGAAUUGCGCCAAAGUACCAUGCAACUGAUAGUGCAGGCCUACAUGAAGCUCGGCGACUCAGAAUCCACGGGAAAAGCUUGGAACAUGAUGGGUCUAUUGAAAUCCGAAUUCUCAGAGAAAACGGCAGUCAGCUGGCUCGAGAUGGAGCUGUUAUCGGCGGCAGACACCUUCGACUGUGAUCAGUACUCACUCGUGCUCAAUCGUAUGGCUCGAAUAAUCGUGUUGAACGAUACCAAUUUCAAAACUAUUUUGCAUUGUAUUCACCAAUUGAAAAGUAAAAGUCCAGCAAGUGCCUGCAUGGCAUUGAACAAUCUUAUCAAUUCAAGACUCUUGCGUGAAGAGAAUCAGACAUGGAUCGAAAGAGCGGUCAUAAUGCGAAUUUGGAUGGGUACACCUGAUUGCACCGCUGAAAAGCAGCAUGAGCAGCUACAAGUGCUUCUUGAUGUUGUUUCGGAUAAUAUGAAGCAGCCGUUCUCUGCCCCUGCGACCCACGCUGCUCAGACACUUUUGUGGAAACAGGUUGAAGCAGCUUGCGCACAAGAAAAUUGGUCUUUGGCAGAGGCCUGGUGUCACAUCUGCCUGCAACGGAUAUUCAGCACGUCCGGUGAGGUCAACAGGUCCAAAAUUGCAAGGAAGGUGAUUACAUGCACUUUAGCUCGGCAAGACUACCAAGCGGCUCUACAAGUGUAUGAAGAUAUGUCAAGUCUAAGUAAGGACGAUUUUAUGACGCGAUAUCUCAUGUACAAAGUUGCCCUUCGGGUGGGAGAUCAUGAUUUGGCGGUGACUUGUCUCGACUCGGUAUGUCGACAAACAGUCAAAGACCCCACCUUAUUAUACUCUUGUGUCGUUGAAGCCCAGAAUGCUGGAGAUCGUCGCAUUGCCAUCACAGCAUUGGGAAGGGUAAUAGACAAAUAUGACUCCAAGACGACUGGAAACAUUCACUACCCUGCCCUUUUACGGUGUACGGCGAGACUCUUAAAGCAAGAACUUGUGAGAGACGGAAAAUUGGUGGAUGAUGUUCUUGAUGAAAUAUGUAAAGUUUUCGAAGCAGCAUGCGCGCAGGCUAGAUCAUCUCGCAAUCGACCACAUGGUCCGAAGAAAGGAGAUUUCGAUGAAUCAGAGCUUGAAUGGUUUUCCAAAACCACGUACAACCUUGCUUUGACCCAUUGCACUGAAAUGCAUCCACAUAUUUUGGUCCGAUUACUGGAUUCGUGCAUAGAGUUCAUCCGGCUUCUUACAUCCCAUGAGAAGACUGGCGACAGUGUUCGUCAGGAUGUGAAUUUACGGUUGAUAUUCUGUUAUUUCCUGGCCACAUGCGGCCUGACUACUUUAGCUCGCUCCGAAGAUAACAAUCAACACCGUCUUCAAUACUAUUUAGAUGUGCGCAAACGUUGCCAAAAUUUUCGAAAACUUAUAGACGAAGAGCUAGGGAAAGAGAGCUACAGCGAGUCAGCUCGAGACGAUCUGCUCGCUAAACACUCUCAAGUCAUCAAACUUGAACUCGAGGCUGUGCUCAAGCUGAAGAAGUGGGACGAGUUCGAGGAGGUAUUUGGUGCUUGUUGGAAAUACAAAGCAAAUGGGCAACAUCAUACACUCGCAGAUCUGGCGUUGGUGAUCUUCGCAAGCGCCGAUGAAGAAGGUGCAGGAAGAACCUAUAAGAAUAAUAUUCUCACAUUUCUGCAGAAGAUAAUCAACCACUGCGUACUCCAAAGCGACAACGAUAUCACCGUCUUGUCGCGCUGGAUCCGCUGUCUGUUCCAGCUUGCUCUCGAAUUCGAUGAAACAAUUAGCCUCAGGUGCCUUGAGCAAGCCGCACAGAUCGCUGCUGGAAGACAAGGUGUAAGCCAUCACCCUCCAACCCCCUCUCCAACCGUCUUCAGUUCCUCGUCACCGUCCUCAACGCCGAUGAAGUACGCUGAUCAGGAACGUAAGGCAUCCAAUGCAUACCCGCGUGUUGAAUUGGAGUGGAUGGCAACGACCAGCUUCAACCGUGCAAUUGAUUACUACAUGCAAGAGGAGGAUGGGAAAUGCAAGAAAUGGGCGGAGAAGGCGCUCUCUUUGGCACAGUGGAGCGACGACAAUGGCUCACUGAGAGCCAUGCUAAUGGAAAGAUUCUCGGGACUGACGUGGGAAAAUUGA